Messenger RNA from Fusarium falciforme, 1131 nucleotides. RefSeq lists its product as hypothetical. NCBI's taxonomy places the organism in Eukaryota, Fungi, Ascomycota, Sordariomycetes, Hypocreales, Nectriaceae. Bases 1 to 1131 code for a protein of 376 amino acids. The transcript is spliced from 6 exons. The record is from RefSeq and is a predicted model, not a curated record.
AUGGCUCCCUGGGGCUCGUGGGACCCAGAGCCCCCUUCCGAGGUGAACACCGUCGUGACUGGUAGGGAUUUCACCGUUGUCGACCUCCCAACCGAUAAGAUCAAUGAGCGCAAGUACGGUAUCGCAUCGUCUGAACCCACCGAACACCAUACCCCCAGGGACUUGUGGGCCAGCCCGUACGCUCCAGAGCUCCGUCCCUUCCAGCACCAGGGAUCCCCUCGCGAAGUGCCCUGUCUCCAGUGCGUGAACCGCAUGAUGGUACGCGGGUUCCACGGCCUCUGCCGCGAUCACUUGGCUAAUGUAAACGGCGAAUGCUAUUGCUGUGUUCUCCAUGGAGUGGAAUGUGAAGAGGUCCCCGAGACUGCCUUCAAGUCAGCCUACGAGCUCCAGGUUUGUGCGCGCAAGAUGGAUGAGGGUCACGAGGACACGGACUGGGAGUAUCUCUCCAACAAAGCCGAGCUCACCCUUAUGAAAGAAGGACUUCUCUGGUUUGCCCGCGAGGAUACGAACGACUACUGGGACGGAAACAACCAUGUCAAGGAGGUCGUCAAUGGCAAAGUCAACCUGGUCGACAACGGCAAGACCUGCUGGGACUACAAAGACAACACCAGCUGGGACGGCAGCGACAACGUCAAUGUCAACACCAACACCAACCAGGUCAACAUUGGUAAGACCUACUGGAAUGACGGCAGCAACACCAACCGAGACGUCAACGCCAACGCCAACCGGGCCGGCAAUGACAAUAUCAAUUGGGGCGCCAACGGCAUCCCCCGCUGGGGCAGCGGCGAGAUCGCAACCUGGAAUGAAAAACGCAACACCAACUGGGCCGAUAACAGCGACAGCGACAACGCCCAGGGCACCAAGACCACUCCUGAUGCUAAAAUCGACAGCGACUGUGAUGACGAAAGCGAUGACGGUCAGGAUCCAAUCCAGCUCACUGCCGAGUUUUCUUCCGCUGAUAAGAUCAUCUCCGCCAUCGACCGCAACACCGACGCUGUGGCCGAUCUCUGCGAGAUCAUGGAAGGCAUCAAGGGGAGCCUGGAUCUUCUUCACGAAGACAACGUCCAGAGCAAGAAGUUGUUGCAGAAGUUGUUGACUGAGCAGCGAACUCUGAGCGGUAAGAAGACGUAA